UAUCAUUGAAGAACGGCUGGUGAUUGGUAUUGAUGAGCCCUUCCGCUCUCUAGCAGAGUUUGAGUUUAAGCACUUUUCACGAUGUUGGUUGGUGUUUGGUCAAGGAGUGAUGCCAAGGCUUCAAAGGCUUGAGUUAUACUUUCUGGUACAGAAGAGAGAAGGUGGUGGAUUUGAUAUUGGCUUGGAGAACCUGACUUCCCUUAAACAUCUCACUGUCAGAGUUGACUGUCGGUGCGCCCGGAUCAGGGAGGUGGAGGAUGUAGAGACCAAGAUCAGGGAUGUGAUUGAGAUCCAUCCCAACCAUCCAACUCUUGAGCUGUCAAUAGAACAGACCCAUUGUAUGGUACAUGAUGAGAACAAAGGUGACCGUGAGGCUCCGGAGCAGCGAAGUAGCGACGAUGAAAGCGACAUGCUGGCUGCUGACGAUGAAAGCGACAAUGGUAGUGAGGCUUCAAAGCGAAGUGAAGCCUGACGAACAAUUGGGACUGGCAGACUUCUGAAUUUUAUUCAAUUUCUGGCAUUAAAACAUUAGCUAAUAAAUAAUCUUCCUUGGAUUGCAUCACUUCAAUUAUUGGGAUUGUUUGUGCUAUCCUGCCCUGUUUCUAUUGCCCCAGCACCAAUCUGUUUUGGUUGCGCAUUUCACUUCAUCUCAUUGUUUUCAUCCAUAUUUCGUUUCUUUUUAUCUAGCACCAAACACCUUGAUCCUUUUAUAUAAAAAAACUCCAUUACGGUUGAAAAAUGUUCAUCCCCUUCCAUCCUUAAAAAACUCGUGUUUUUGAAAAAAACUGCUCCUUUGCUAAGUUUCAAAAAUGAUUCAUUCCAUUGCUAUCCUUAAAAAAAACUCCUACUUUGUUAUUCUUGAAAAAUAAAUCCCUCCUUUGUUGUCCUUUAAAAAGAAAAAAACUAGUCCUUUAAUUGUUAUGGUACUCCGACAUCUCUCUGUCUCUCUCUCAAAAUUAUGCUUCACCUGCACCAUGUUCAGCUGAUUCUUCAGUCCAACAUCGCCUGCACAAUUGUUCAGUAAGUUCCACCAUAUUCAUCUUAGUAUUGUUACAGUUGUAGCUCAAUUCCUCCAUGAUAGUUUUGUUAUUUGCAAAAAGUACCCCUGAUUCAUUUCAUUGUUUCUUGCUAUCUGCUAUGGCCCUGUGGGUGAACAUGAAUUGUUAAAUUAGCUGUCCAUUUGUGUCAUAAGAUAACUAGUUUACCGUGCUCCUCAUGUGGUUAUAUUAAAUGAGAUCUUGAUUUAAAAUCCAUAUAAAUGUAAUGUAUUCACGAAAGUUAUGGGAAUAAAAGAAAAAUUACAAGUAACUACACAACGCGGUACCAAAAACUUUUUUUGUGUGGAGUCAAACUACAAUUUAUUUCCAUUUUUUUUUAUAGUUUACUUUGUUUGUCCAUUUGAAGAGACUCGUUAUACUUUUGAAUACAUUAGGCAUGUACCCCUAUCUCUAGCAAGGUAUCUAUAUGAUGGAUGCAGAUGCAUUACUUUGCUAAUAUAUGUUUGAUUAGUUAUAUGUAUUUUAUAGAAUAUGUAAAACUGAUAGCCACACUUGUAUACAUUAAGAACUUGAGUACUAUUAUAGGCAACCUUAGUCAAACUCUGUUAUUUCAACUUGGUGGUUUAAUUUUCACGAUUUAUGGUAGUAUAUGACUAAGGAUACAUUUUUUCUUUGACUAACUAAGGAUAUAUUUGAAUACGGCAAAAUGGAGUAACAGUGAUCAUACUUAUGUCUCUGGCAUCGUCUUGACUGGGACAAUAUAUGAUAGUGAAGUUCGAUCACAUGUGAUAUUUCGAUUAGUACUAUCUUAUAGUCAUGUUGACUCUAUUUUUAUAUUCAUUGCAUGUUUUGCAGGAAGAGAUAAGUAUGGGUCAAUUUAUGGCUUAUCAAUGGUUUGUGGGCCAGAGAUUUGUAUCAUCUUCCAAGAGAUCUAUUUACUUUGUUUGAAACUUUGACAAUUUACUAUCACUAUGUAUUUCCAAAUGUUGGCCUGAACUUGUUUGUUUAACGAACAUGUAAUUGUAGAUGAUGUUUUUGGUCUACUUUUGACAACUUUGAAUUCUUUGUUUGUAUGGAGAAUCAUUUACAUAUUGAAAGUAUGGCUUGUCCCAUGUGAAAA
This is a messenger RNA of Phragmites australis (common reed), 2118 nucleotides long. RefSeq lists its product as uncharacterized. Lineage: Eukaryota; Viridiplantae; Streptophyta; Magnoliopsida; Poales; Poaceae. The record is from RefSeq and is a predicted model, not a curated record. Bases 110 to 472 code for a protein of 120 amino acids. The transcript has 3 exons.